ACCGAGCGCACCACCUCGAGCAGUGCUCAGGCUCCNCUCUUCACCGUCCACUCUCCCAAUGUCACAUACUCUGAUGAUGCGAUCCUCAGCAAGUAUGUCUACCGUCAGACCAAGGUGACCAAGUCAUCCAACGGUGGCUAUGUUGCUACACCCAAGGAGACCGUGUAUGACUUCAAGGUCGAACGCAAAGUCGGCAGAGUCGGCAUGAUGCUUGUCGGUUGNGGGAGGUAUGUAUAUCAUGACGUUGGAUUUAGAUCGAACAUUCGCUCAUCACAUCCAGGUAACAACGGAUCUACCGUGACUGCUGGUAUCAUUGCCAACCGUCAAGGUCUCUCGUGGGACACCCGUGAGGGCAAGCAGUCAGCAAACUACUACGGCUCUAUGGUCAUGUCGUCAACAGUCAAGCUCGGCACCGACUCGGACACUGGGAAGGAGAUAUAUGUUCCCUUCAACGAGCUUCUGCCCAUGGUCGAUCCCAAUGAGCUCGUCAUCGGUGGUUGGGAUAUCAGCGGCAUGAACAUCGCCGAGUCCAUGGACCGAGCUGGAGUCCUUGAGCCCACAUUGAAGCAAAUGGUUCGCAAGGAAAUGGCACAGAUGGUUCCCCUCCCCACAGACAAUCUCCUCCAGUCCAUCGCUUCAGGCCACCCCGAGAUUGCUCCCUCCACCAUCUUCGCAACCGCUUGUAUCCUAGAGAACGCACCCUUCAUCAACGGCUCGCCCCAAAACACCUUCGUUCCCGGUGUCAUUGCCUUGGCCGAGAAGCACUCUGCCUUCAUCGGCGGUGACGACUUCAAGUCCGGACAGACCAAGAUGAAGUCCGCCCUGGUCGACUUCCUCAUCAAUGCAGGCAUCAAAGUCAAGUCCUUAGCUUCUUACAACCAUCUCGGAAACAACGAUGGCAGAAAUCUUUCCGCACCUUCUCAAUUCAGGUCAAAGGAGAUUUCAAAGUCCAAUGUCGUGGAUGACAUGGUUGCUGCUAACCACAUUCUGUACGAGGAGGAUGAACACCCCGAUCACACCGUCGUCAUCAAGUAUAUGCCCAGCGUUGGAGACAAUAAGAGAGCUCUGGACGAGUACUACGCUGAGAUCUUCAUGGGAGGUCACCAAACCAUCAACAUGUUCAACAUUUGUGAAGACUCGCUCUUGGCCUCGCCGCUGAUCAUCGACUUGGUCUUGAUCGCUGAGCUCAUGACCAGAGUUCAAUGGAGAGAAAAUGGCGUUGACGAUGCAGAGUUCAAGGGCUUCCACUCUGUUUUAAGUGUAUUGAGUUACAUGCUCAAGGCCCCUCUCACUCCUCCUGGUACUCCUGUCGUCAAUGCUUUGAGCAAGCAGAGAAAUGCUUUGGUCAACAUCUUCCGUGCUUGCGUUGGCCUUGAGCCUGAGAACGACAUGACACUUGAGCACAAGUUGUUCUGA
Aureobasidium vineae is the source of this 1416-nucleotide messenger RNA. Lineage: Eukaryota; Fungi; Ascomycota; Dothideomycetes; Dothideales; Saccotheciaceae. The record is from the annotation of a GenBank genome assembly.